Molecule: messenger RNA, 829 nt
Organism: Drosophila arizonae
Lineage: Eukaryota; Metazoa; Arthropoda; Insecta; Diptera; Drosophilidae
Gene: Mau2
Product: Mau2 sister chromatid cohesion factor
Biological process (GO): mitotic sister chromatid cohesion
Molecular function (GO): protein binding
Source: RefSeq, a predicted model, not a curated record
AUUUAUCAACACUGAUUAACAACCACAUUAACCCACGCAGCAGUWGCAACAACAACAAAAUUACGCGAUAAACAAAACGAAGCCGAUUUCCUAGCAAUUAAGCACAAUGAGUGUUGUAAGCACAGCACCAGCAUCACAAGAUGCCUGCUAUAUAUCGCUUCUUGGGCUCGCCGAAUACUUUCGUACCUCACAACCGCCAAACAUAAAAAAAUGCAUUCAAUGUUUACAGGCGCUCUUCACUUUUCAGCCGCCUUCAAAGGUGGAGGCGCGUACACACCUGCAAAUGGGUCAAGUUCUUAUGGCUUACACAUGCAACAUAGAUUUGGCGCGUCGACACUUGGAGCAGGCAUGGAGUAUCGCGGAGCCUCUUAUGAAUUUUGAUGAUGUCAAAUUCGAUACUGCCUCACUGCUCGCCCAACUGCACCUUAAAACGGAACAGAGCUCACAUGCCAAGGCGAUGCUCCGACGAGCCGUCGAAUUAUCACAAAACAAUGUCUAUUGGCAUUGUAAGCUGCUACUGCAACUGUCUCAGAUCCAUGCGAGCGAUCGUGAAUAUUCGCUGGCCAGUGAUUUAUUGGCUGUGGGCGCCGAAUCGGCUGAGGAAGCGGGUGCCACAUACCUUAAAGUACUGUUUUUGCUUUCACGGGCCAUGAUCCUAAUGAUUGAACGGAAAACGAAUGAUGUGCUGGCACUGCUCAAUUCAGCGGGUCAAAUCAUCGAUAAUAAUAUACCUAAUCCACAUCAAAAAGAGUAUCUGAAAGUGUUCUUCCUAGUGCUGCAAGUGUGUUACUAUCUGGCCCUCGGCCAGGUGAAGACAGUAAAGCCCAGU